AUGAUUCUGAUUCUUAAAUACACGGGAGCAACAAUCCUUUUACUGUCUGUUGUAAUUGAAAUUGGACAGCUUUAUCCAAACAAUGACUUUGGCUGUGAAGAGUGCAAACUCAAGGAGAACAAUAUUUUCUCAAAACCCGGUGCACCUGUGUAUCAGUGCAUGGGAUGCUGCUUUUCCAGAGCUUAUCCGACUCCUUUGAGGUCCAAGAAAACUAUGUUGGUCCCAAAGAAUAUCACAUCUGAAGCCACGUGUUGUGUUGCCAAAGAGGUUAGACGGGUUAUUGUUAAUGAUGUAAAGCUAGUGAAUCAUACAGACUGCCAUUGCAGCACUUGCUACUAUCAUAAAUUUUAG
Neoarius graeffei (lesser salmon catfish) is the source of this 351-nucleotide messenger RNA. RefSeq names its product glycoprotein hormones, alpha polypeptide (gene cga). The record is from RefSeq and is a predicted model, not a curated record. NCBI's taxonomy places the organism in Eukaryota, Metazoa, Chordata, Actinopteri, Siluriformes, Ariidae. Gene Ontology annotation, biological process: positive regulation of steroid biosynthetic process; thyroid hormone generation. Gene Ontology annotation, cellular component: follicle-stimulating hormone complex; extracellular region. The transcript has 3 exons. The coding region runs from base 1 to 351 and encodes 116 amino acids. Gene Ontology annotation, molecular function: follicle-stimulating hormone activity.